Sphaeramia orbicularis (orbiculate cardinalfish) is the source of this 1078-nucleotide messenger RNA. RefSeq names its product regulator of G-protein signaling 5-like. The transcript is spliced from 5 exons. The record is from RefSeq and is a predicted model, not a curated record. The coding region runs from base 104 to 655 and encodes 183 amino acids. NCBI's taxonomy places the organism in Eukaryota, Metazoa, Chordata, Actinopteri, Kurtiformes, Apogonidae.
GCUGAGAGCCAGAGUCAGAAGGCAAAAGGGACUCUGGGACUCACAUUGAACUAACAGGAAGACCCUAUAUUCACUUAAGUUCUGCGACUGAAAGAGGUGGAAAAUGUGUAAAGGAUUAGCUGCCUUACCCCAAACCUGCAUCGAAAGGGCUAAGGAGAUCAAGUCGAAAUUGGGAGUAUUUCUGCAGAAGCCAGAAAAUGCCAUUGACCUCAUCAUCCCGUACCCGGAGAAGACGGAGAAGAAGCCGGAGAAGCUGCAGAAGCCGACACCUGAGGAAGCAGCUCAGUGGCGUGAGAGUCUGGACCGAGUCCUGAACAACAACUAUGGGCUGUCUGCUUUCCGUAGCUUCCUGCAGUCCGAGUUCAGUGAUGAGAAUAUUGAGUUCUGGAUGGCCUGUGAGGACUUCAAGAAGACCAAGAACCCUGUGAAGAUGGCAGCCAAAGCCAAGAAGAUUUAUGAGGACUAUAUCCAGUCUGAGGGGCCCAGAGAGGUGAAUAUCGACCACUUCACCAAGGACGUGACUCUGAGGAACCUGGUGGAUCUGUCUCCUGAGACCUUCGACCUGGCCCAAAAGAGGAUCCACGCUCUGAUGGAGAAAGACUCCUUUGGUCGUUUCCUCCGAUCUGAGCAAUUCCAGGAGCUCCUGGUCAACUAAGCCUGAGGAUGGAGGGGGUCUGAGGAGGAGGAGGAGGGCCGGGUGGGGUGGAGUGGGGUGGGGUGAUGGGGACGUUUCCAUCUGCAGUAACAGGAAAACAUUAGAUGACAAAUAAAAAUUGCUACGAUUAGUUAUUUCCAUCUGAACUACAUUUGUAUAUGACUGCAAAAAGAUUUUACAAGAAAUGCUAAAAAACAUAUGAGAAAAUUAAAUGACAAAAAUAAAUAUCAAAUGUAGCUACAGACAAAGACUGCUUUUUGGAAUACCCUCACCUCCCCAACGAACACACAUGAACUUCCAUUUUAGUGAGGACUUCGACAAUACUGAAUUAAUCCACCUUAAACGAGAACCAUGCACCAGGAAUACAUCACCUGUUAAAAUGUCCGUAAAAGCCUAAAUGGUUUAAAUUUCUGAAGGUAGCAG